Messenger RNA from Aricia agestis (brown argus), 3941 nucleotides. RefSeq names its product neurogenic locus protein delta (gene Delta). Gene Ontology annotation, cellular component: membrane. Lineage: Eukaryota; Metazoa; Arthropoda; Insecta; Lepidoptera; Lycaenidae. Gene Ontology annotation, biological process: multicellular organism development; cell communication; Notch signaling pathway. The transcript is spliced from 7 exons. Gene Ontology annotation, molecular function: calcium ion binding. The record is from RefSeq and is a predicted model, not a curated record. Bases 237 to 2429 code for a protein of 730 amino acids.
GCUCCGCCGCGAAUACACGUAAUAACGGCUUCUCCACGCCGGCCGAACGCGCGCGUUUCGAACGUAGUGCACCACUCGCGACCGGUACGAGCCGAUGAGCGACACCCGUAGUGCUGUGUGACUUGAAGUGAAAACUCAGUGCAGGCAUGUGCCAGUGAUGGAUUACUCCGCCGCCGUUGUUUGCUGACGGGGCCGAUUCCCGUAUAUGCCCAGGCGCCGGUAGCGGACGCGCCAGUAUGCGCGCCCCCGCGGUGCUGCUCGCCCUGCUAGGGUUUCUACCCCAGGUGCUAACGUCUGGUUCCUUCGAGCUUAGGAUAAAAAGUUUUACGAACUCACUGGGUAGGUUAAGUAGUGGGCAGUGCUGUGAUGGUUCCUCUAGUGAUGCGCCGUGCUUGGCGCCGUGCAGGACUAAAUUUCGCGUGUGCCUCAAAAUUUAUCAAGCUAAUAUCGAUACGACAUCCCCGUGUACGUUCGGUGAUAUCACUACGCCAGUGCUCGGUGGAAAUUCCUUGGAUGUGCCUAAUCUUAAUGUGGAAGGAUUUACCAACCCCAUCGUCUUCCCCUUCGACUUCACGUGGCCGGGCACCUUCUCUCUAAUAGUCGAAGCGUGGCACGACACGAACGACACGUCGAGAUCUGACGAUACGCUGAUCGCCCGCAUGACGAAGCAGAGUGUUGCAGACGUGGGUCGGCCGUGGAUUGAAGAGGAGCAGCGAUGGGGGGGAGUCGGGGGGGCUCACCUGAGGUUAUCCUACCGGGUGACGUGUGCUGCCCACUACUACGGCAACGGCUGCGAGGUGCUGUGCAGGCCGAGGGACGACGCCUUCGGGCAUUACACCUGCUCGCCCGCCGGCGAGAUCGUUUGCCGACCCGGCUGGACCGGCGAUUACUGCUCGAAACCGCGCUGCCUGCCGGGCUGCGACGCCGAGCACGGCCACUGCCUCAAGCCCGACGAGUGCAUAUGCCACUCGGGCUGGGUGGGCGAGCUGUGCGACCAGUGCGAGCGGCACCCCGGCUGCGUGCACGGCACCUGUGCGCGCCCCUGGGACUGCAUCUGCGAGGAGGGCUGGGGCGGGCUGUUCUGCAACCAGGACCUCAACUACUGCACCAACCACCGGCCGUGCCGCAACGGCGGCGUGUGCCACAACACCGGCCAGGGCUCCUACACGUGCGUCUGCCCCGACGAGUACACCGGCCCCGACUGCGAGAAGUCGCGCAGCUCGUGCACCGAGCGGCCCUGCCUCAACGGCGGCGCGUGCGUGCCCGACGACGGCGGCGAGAUGGCGUGCGCCUGCCCCGCCGGCUACGAGGGCGCGCGCUGCGAGACGCGCCGCCUCACCUGCGCCGACCGCCCCUGCCGCAACGGCGGCGCCUGCGAGCCCCGCGCCGCCGGCUACGCGUGCGUCUGCCCGCCCGGCUUCACCGGCGCCGACUGCGCCGUCGAGGCCGACCCCUGCGCCGGCGCGCCCUGCCGGAACGGCGCCACCUGCUCGCGCGCCGGCGACGGCUUCCGCUGCUCCUGCCGGCCCGGCUUCCGGGGGAACCGGUGCGAGAUCGACAUCGACGACUGCGACGGCGUGGUAUGCGAGCACGGCGGCACGUGCGUCGACCUGGUGGCCGGCCAGCGCUGCCAGUGCGCGCCCGGCUUCCUCGGCCCGCGCUGCGAGACGCGCGUCGACCUCUGCCUGACGAAGCCGUGCGCGAACGGCGGCGAGUGCCUCGUGCUGGACAACGACUACGAGUGCCGCUGCCGGCCGGGCUUCGCGGGCAAGGACUGCAGCGUGGACGUGGACGAGUGCGCGUCGGCGCCGUGUCGCAACGGCGGGACGUGCCGGGACCACGUGGACGGCUACCAGUGCGCGUGCCCGGCGGGUUGGGGCGGGCGGUCGUGCGGCGUGUCGCUGGCCGAGUACGCGGCGGCGCGGCCGGCCGGCGGGCACCUGCGGCGGGUGGGGGACGAGGCGGGGGAGGGGGAGAGCCUGUCGGGGCGGCACGUGGCGCUGAUCGCGGCGCUGUCGGCGGCGGUGCCGGCGGCGGCGCUGGCGGCGGCGGGCGCGGUGGCGUGCGUGCGCCGGCGGCGGAAGCGCGCGCAGAGCGCGGCGGACGCGGAGGCGCGCGCGCAGAACGCAGCCAACGCGGGCGGCGGCGGGCGCGUGAUCCGCAACACGUGGGGCAAGUGCGAGGGCCCCGUGCCCGAGUGCCAGAACGCGCACAACGCCGCCGCAGAGGAGUGCAAGCGGAAAACGCUCAACACCGAGAGCGCCGCGCGCCUGCUGGCCGCGCUCGACCCGCGCCUCUCGCGCCUCUCCACAGACUCCGCCUACUGCGCUAGCAGUGACACGUCGCUAGUGAAGCGCGCGCUCGAGGGCGGGGGGGUGUACGUGCUGGACGAGCACUGCCUGCCGCCGACGUUCGCGACGCAAGUGUAGUGCUCCCGCGCUCUGGACUAUUAUUUAUUCGCAACGGACGCUCGUGCGAUCUAGGCUGUGCGCCGCGUGUACAUAUAGCGUAACCUGUAAAGUGACCCCCUGUAUAGACGGCUAGAUGUAAGUUCGGAUAUAUUUAUUGAGAUAAAGUUUCGCCCGCCGCUGUAAAUAUUGAUGGCGAUAUUUUGACCCUCUAUCGGCAAGCGUCGCCGACGGCGCUUCGCGUCGAGCCCGCCGGCGGGCCCGGCAGAGUGGGCCCGUGCCCCGGGCCUGGGCGAGUGCGCGGCGAGGACCGCGCUUGCCGUGGGGUGUGGUGGACCCGCGUCCACCGUCUGCGAUCUCUGUAGGUAACUGUGAACCGCGGUCCGCGCGACUCGGUCCGACGCGCGGACGCGCAGAGGGACGUCCGACCGUUCGCCCGUCCUGCCCCCUCCCGUUCUACUCCGAAAGAAGUGUAAACGUCAGCUCCGAAUUUAAAUUUCGAACUCGCGAGACGAUUUUGAAAAUCGAAUUCGCGGCUGACGUCGGCCGCCCGAUAAAAAAUAGAGGAAGCCAUUAUGAUUCUGUAUCGAUUCUGUGAUGUUCACGCCCCGUUGUACUUUAUUUUAGACUCGCACCGUAGAAACCGACCCGUGCGUUUUUAGACUAAUUUUUAUAGCGCAAAUUGUGCGUCUAUUUUUUACGUUGAUUUACUUCGUGAUUGACUAUUUAUGGCCAUCGUUCCUAUGAUUACGAUCGUCGAUCGUCCUACAAAAAUCUUGCUCCGGUUUUCGUGAAAAUCGACAUAGAUUUUUCAUUACUCCUCGAUCGGUAUAGCUCCUCGGGCGAGCGCCAUCCCUGCGUCCUCCGCGCCGCCGCGGGGAGGAGCCAGGGGUCGCGCCGCGCCGACCCAACGCACGAAAUUAGUCCAUAGGUUUAAAAUAUCUGAGUACUUAUAAGAAACAAAACGUCGAAACCUAAGUCAUUGUGUAUAAAAAGAACUACUAAGUUUUAGCGAUAAGUGUAUCCUCCAUUACUUUGGUAACUGCGACAAUAUUGUGAUCAGGCGACAUGAGACACGGUGGCGCUGGUUGUUUUAACUUAUUUAUUGCGAUCGCGGGGAGGGCGGAUCCCCCCGGGCGGCGCCCCCGGCCCGAGCGGCGCGGGGCGGCGCCCUGCCGCGGAUCCGGCCGACUGUUUAUGGUAAAUUGCAGAUUUAAGGACGUUUGUAGAUAUUAGGUUGUUAAGUCGGUCUCUCAUGUCGCCUCGCCACGCUUAUAGGAUAAUUUAAAGGUUUAAUCGACAAAAUUGUAAAAUUUAUAUCAAACUAUUAAUAGACUGAUCGUAUUGAUGUUCUUUUGUUUAAUUUUGUAAGAUGACAAAUUGUAAUAUUGAAUUAUGUGAAUUAUGAGAGUAGCGACCGUCGUCGCAUCUGUAUUCUGUUGUACUUAAAAGUCGAAUGUUGCCUUUCAUUUUUCUUUUUUGGAUUUAAUUUUAAUGAUAUAGGUAUUUAAUGAUUAUUUCCCGGACCAAUAA